GACAAGGAUCAGGGCAGUGAGAGUGAGAGAGGGAGACGAGAGAGAGAGAGAGAGAGAGAGAGAGAGAGAGAGAGAGAGAGAGAGAGUGAAGGGGAGGGACUGUGAACAGCAAGCUGAGAAAAGUGUUACCAUGAGGUUAGCACAUAAUAAAAAAAAAAGAAUAACAAGGAUAAGCUGGGAGAGAAGGACAGAGAAUGAUAGUAACAAAUGAAAAAGGAGGUUUUCACACAGAAAGAUUACUUGUGAAACAGGGAUGACUAUGAUCUGUGUGAGAGCCUGACAUAGUGCUAUCAGUGGGGAGUUCUACAGAGAGAUAAUCUGUUCUGUACAAGGUGUCACAGACAACCACUGACAAGGAAAUCUUCAGCUUCUAAACCAGCAUCAUAUUCCACUUCUGCCAAGCUGCCUGGAACAGUGUUUUCCAGAUCUUCAGUAGUUUAGAGCUGAUGGAAUCUCCAGUGCAGAUUUUUCGGGAGGAGGAGUUUGGCCCCAAGAGACAUCCAAUGGUUUCUACGUGUUCCCCAAGUUGUGUACCUGUCUGCACCUCUAGUUGUUUUCCCAACUCAAGUUUGGUGAUUGGCUGGGGUGACUAUGAAAACGUCAGUGAAUAUCCGGAGUCACCUACACAUGAAAGCAACCACACCACUAUUUCUCCAACAAUUUCGGUCAUCAUUACAGCCGUCUAUUCCAUGGUUUUUGUUGUUGGCUUAGUGGGCAAUGCACUGGUAAUGUUUGUGAUAAUAAGGUACACAAAAAUGAAGACUGCAACCAAUAUUUAUAUAUUUAACCUGGCAUUGGCAGAUGCUCUAGUGACAACCACAAUGCCUUUUCAAAGCACUGAAUUCUUAAUGAACUCCUGGCCUUUUGGAGAUAUUCUAUGUAAAAUAGUUAUCUCAAUUGACUAUUAUAAUAUGUUUACCAGUAUAUUUACUUUAACCAUGAUGAGUGUUGACCGAUAUAUUGCGGUCUGUCACCCUGUGAAAGCAUUGGAUUUCCGUACACCUUUAAAAGCAAAGGUCAUCAAUGUGUGUAUCUGGAUGCUGUCAUCUUCUGUUGGAAUAUCAGCCAUUGUACUUGGAGGCACAAAAAUGAGUGACGGUAUCACAGAAUGUGCUCUUCAAUUUUCAUCAGACUACUGGUAUUGGGACACUGUAAUGAAAAUUUGUGUGUUUAUCUUUGCAUUCAUCAUUCCUGUAUUUAUUAUAACUAUCUGCUAUACCUUAAUGAUCUUGCGGUUAAAAAGUGUUCGUCUACUGUCUGGAUCUCGUGAAAAAGACAGAAAUCUUCGCCGCAUUACCAGAUUGGUGCUGGUUGUUGUAGCAGUAUUCAUCAUUUGCUGGACACCGAUUCAUAUUUUUGUGCUGGUUGAAACCCUUGUAGAUGUAACCCCAGGCAUUGCUGUAAGCUCAAUCUAUUAUUUUUGCAUCGCUCUUGGAUACACUAAUAGCAGCUUAAACCCAAUAUUAUAUGCAUUCCUAGAUGAAAAUUUUAAAAGGUGUUUCAAAGACUUUUGCUUCCCCUCAAAACUUAGAUUGGAUCGGCAAGGAAACAGCAGGGUUAGGAACACUAUACAAGACCCAGCUUACACAAGAGAUGGUGAUCGGACUAACAAACCAGUAUGACUAGCAGUGGAGAUGACUUCCUACACACCUCAAGGGAGUGGUGGAACAAAUGAAUUGGGACUAACUCAGAUAACUUCUGCAGUAUAAUUUUGUCAUCAUUGUCAACCACAGAUGUCAUUAGACCAGUGCAAGAACCUUUUAAGUCUAGAAUCUAGAAUCUAUUGACUCAUGCAUUGUAUAAGGUUGAGUUACAAAUACAGUACUGUACUAUAAAAUAAGUAAUGAUUAGAGUUUGAAAAGAUUAUAUAUAUAUAUAUAUAUAUAUAUAUAUAUAUACAUACAGAAAUGUAUACAUACACGUACACACACAUCUGUAUAUGUACAUGAAUUCACAAAGCUUCAUUUUAUAUAAAAAAUUAAUUUAAUAUUAUAUUCUUGAUCGCUGGGCAAAAUAAAAGUAACAUACAGUAUGUACCUAGAAAUAUUGUACAUGUAAUGUGUCAUAUGAUAUUGUUAUACUGUGGGGCAUUAUUUACCAUUUUUAGCCAUGAAAUAUGUGCUACUGUAUAUGCUAUAUUUGGUAUCCUUCUCAACUAUACUUGAUUAUGUAUAAUGUUUAAUGUUCAAUAUGUUCAAAUCUUACUAAAUAAAAUGUACAUACUGUA
Molecule: messenger RNA, 2227 nt
Organism: Pseudophryne corroboree (corroboree frog)
Lineage: Eukaryota; Metazoa; Chordata; Amphibia; Anura; Myobatrachidae
Gene: OPRK1
Product: opioid receptor kappa 1
Exons: 4
Coding region: 447-1622 (391 amino acids)
Biological process (GO): neuropeptide signaling pathway; sensory perception of pain; G protein-coupled opioid receptor signaling pathway
Cellular component (GO): plasma membrane; neuron projection
Molecular function (GO): dynorphin receptor activity; neuropeptide binding
Source: RefSeq, a predicted model, not a curated record